CAAUCGCUUAUGCCAAAUAAAAAUGACAAAAUUAAAAAAGACGAUAAUCACAAAUUUGUAAAAAAUGUCAAAAAUGUUGGGGGAGUGCCUCUUGAAAAUGGCUCCACAAACAAUUUAACAGCCAAUUUUCAUCACAGUCCGAAGCGAAUUAAAGGAAAACCAAUAACCAAGAAAUCUACUCUGACGGAUUCUGUUGCGGGUUUUGUCAAUGAAGUCAUUACUAAUGUGAAUUCAACUAAUGAGCCAAUAAAAUGGGCAAAGAUUCAAAAUCUUCAGACUGGUUUGAAAGGCAAAGAUUCUGCUCUUAUUGUAAUUAUUAUUGGCUUGGCAAGAGGAUAUCAAAUUUAUUUUAUGGAAAAUGGUGAAUUUGAAGAAAUAAUUUCUGUUAGAAACGCUCCUCUUAAAGAUGGAUUACUUCUGCCUUUUAAUGUUGAUGGUGUUGACAGUCUCUCCACUCAUCGCCCAAUAUUUGCUUCUGUUUUCGAGGAGUACUCUUCUGAUGGGAACACUUUAAAUUUUAUUUCUUUGAGUUCUGGAGAGACUUGGCGACGGGAUAAAUUUGACACCCACAUUGCGGAAAUUGAUUUUUCUUCCAACUGUUUUUUGGUAAUGCUUGCCGAAAUAAUUAUAAUUUACAACAAUAAUGACCUCAUUGAACGCUUACGUGUAAAAAUACCAAAAGGAUGUCCAGUGUUUGCCUUGUCAGGAAAUUUCCUUGCUUUUGCUGAUGAAAAUUGGAAACAUUCAUUACUUUCUUGCGGAUUUUCUAGUGACAAUCAUUCAACAGACAACCAUGUAAUGUUAACAGCCAAAAAAAUAACCAAAACAAUGACUUCUUUUGGUGGUUCUUUAGUUUCCUCAAUUACUACACCUUUAAAGAAUGUAAAUAAUAAUGGAAUUAUUAAUAACAACAAUAAAACGGGACUUGUAACAAUUGUAAAUAUUGAUCCAAAUUUAAAAUAUUUUUCAACAUCUUUUAAAUCGAACAAGAAUCAGCCUACCACAAAUCUGGAUUAUUUGGCACAUUUUUGUGCUCAUAAAAAUUCAAAAAUUGGUCAUUUAAUGUUUGGAAAAGGAGGUCAAUUGCUUCUAACUGGUUCUAGUUCAUCUACAAUUUUUAAUGUUUUUCUUGUCAAUGUACACCCAAAAAAUUCAGCUCUUUCAUGUAUUCAACAUAUUUAUUCCCUUGUGAGAGGAAAUUCGACUGCAAAGGUCAUUAGCAGCGUUUUUUCAUCAGACAAUCGUUGGGUAGCCAUUUCUACAAAUCAUGGAAGUACCCAUUUAUUUGCUAUUACACCUUAUGGAGGUCGAGUAACAACGCGUACACAUAACGGCAAAUUUAUGAAUAAAGAAAGUCGAUUUGAAAAAACUGCUGGAAUAAUUAAUAGAACAAAUAAUUGUAAUAGUAAUAGUGGAAGUGGUGGUGGAAAUAAUCAUCAACAAGUUUUUAGAAUCCAUCCUGGCACAAAAAAUUCAACAUUAAUACGAACAGUGUCUAAUGCCCAUGUAUCCAGCUAUUAUGUUAAGCCUAUUGUAUUGUGUUCAUCAGUAUUGGCUAAACAAGCAUUAUUUUCUUCUGAAAGUUUUUGUGCUUGGGCUUCCGACAAUACUCCAAAUAUUUUACAACCAUCAAAUGGUAGUAGACUCCAUCAUAAAAAUGAUUACAAUUCCAAAGAUGUUUCACCAACAGCAAAAAGGGCUGUCAUUUUUACUGACAGUUUAAUUGAUGUAAAUAAAAUUAUUUUUUUUAUUUUAAAAUUUUUUUGA
This is a messenger RNA of Meloidogyne enterolobii, 1767 nucleotides long. The record is from the annotation of a GenBank genome assembly. NCBI's taxonomy places the organism in Eukaryota, Metazoa, Nematoda, Chromadorea, Rhabditida, Meloidogynidae.